CUUUACUCUUUUCUUUUUUUCUUUUUUCUUUUAUUAACUUACUAAUAUGACACAACUUCAAAAGUUCUUUUCUCAGGUGGAUCAAAAUGAACAACAUUAUAUCUCCAGACUUGCUGAAGCAGUGGCCAUACCUAGUAUCAGUGGCGAUCCUUCUCACCGACAAGAUGUGGUGCGUAUGGGAGAAUAUUUACAACAAGAAUUGAAAAGAUUAGGUGCAUCAGUAGAAACUAGACAUCCUGGAACUCAAGAUUGGAAUGGCACAGGUCGCAUACUUACAUUGCCACCAGUUAUUUUGGCUACCAUUGGUAAUGAUCCUGCUAAAAAGACAGUACUUGUUUACGGUCAUUAUGAUGUGCAACCGGCAUUAAAAGAAGAUGGAUGGACUACUGAUCCUUUUACUUUGGUGGUGGAUGAUGCACAAGAUCGAUUAAUUGGUCGAGGCUCAACAGAUGACAAGGGACCUAUCUUGGGAUGGAUCAAUGUGGUAGAAGCUCACAAACAAUUAAAUUUGGAUUUACCCGUGAAUCUCAAGUUUUGCUUGGAAGGCAUGGAAGAAAGUGGAUCAGAAGGACUUGAAAAGAUUAUAUAUGAUGAAGCUCAAAAUUACUUCAAAGAUGUAUCUGCUGUUUGUAUUUCGGAUAACUACUGGUUAGGAACCGAUAAACCUUGUUUGACAUAUGGAUUGCGUGGCUGCGUUUAUUACCAUUUGACUUUGUCUGGACCUGCGGCUGACCUUCAUAGUGGCGUGUUUGGUGGUACUGUUCAUGAACCUUUGAUUGAUUUGGUUCAUCUACUUAGUAAAUUGGUAGAUUCUAAUGGCAAGAUUUUGAUUCCUGGUAUUUAUGACAAGGUUCUUCCUAUUACAGAAAAGGAAAGAGCAACAUAUCAAGAUUUGUCCUUUAGUCUUCAAGAUUUACACAAUUCUGUGGGUAAUGUUAUUAAUCUUCAUUCUGAUGUAGAAUCGACUUUACAACAUCGUUGGAGAUAUCCUUCAUUAUCACUACACGGUAUCGAAGGUGCUUUCUACAAUCCUGGUGAUAAGACAGUACUACCGGCCAAGGUCACUGGAAAAUUCUCGAUUCGGACUGUACCUGAUAUGAACAAUGAAGAAAUCACUCGUUUGGUCAAAGAGUAUGUAGCAUCAGAAUUCAAGAAACUCGGAUCCAAGAAUACUUGCACAGUGGAAUUGACUCAUGGUGGUGAUCAUUGGUUAGCAAGUCCUGAUCAUUGGAAUUAUGUGGCUGCUUCAAAUGCUGUGGAAGAUGUAUUUGGUGUCAAGCCUGAUUUGACUCGUGAAGGUUGCUCUAUUCCUAUUACUUUGACUUUCCAAGAAGCUUUACAAAAGAAUGUUUUAUUAUUACCCAUGGGCCGUAGUGAUGAUGGCGCACAUUCUAUCAACGAAAAACUGAACAAGUCAAACUUUAUCAAAGGGACGAAACUAUUAGGCGCUUAUCUUUAUCAAGUGGCAAAUGCUCGUAUUUAGGAUAGGAUGAUUUAUCCUUAGUUUGUAUAGUAUAUUCUACGUUGGAAUAAAAGCUUUAACCUUUUUUUUUUU
This is a messenger RNA of Halteromyces radiatus, 1555 nucleotides long. RefSeq lists its product as uncharacterized. Gene Ontology annotation, molecular function: metallodipeptidase activity. The record is from RefSeq and is a predicted model, not a curated record. The coding region runs from base 47 to 1483 and encodes 478 amino acids. Gene Ontology annotation, biological process: proteolysis. The transcript has 6 exons. Lineage: Eukaryota; Fungi; Mucoromycota; Mucoromycetes; Mucorales; Cunninghamellaceae.